Messenger RNA from Drosophila ananassae, 992 nucleotides. RefSeq lists its product as uncharacterized. The transcript has 2 exons. Bases 208 to 939 code for a protein of 243 amino acids. Lineage: Eukaryota; Metazoa; Arthropoda; Insecta; Diptera; Drosophilidae. The record is from RefSeq and is a predicted model, not a curated record.
GCAAGUAAACAAAACAAACUCGUUGCUGGCAAUUCCCCGGCAAUUGCACCGCUGACCUCACCGCCCUGUCUUAUCGGGCCGAGAGUGUUGGGAGAGUUCCAGAAUCGAGAGCUUCGACCACAUAUAGAAUAUACGUGUAUGAUGAGCCGAUAUUAGACUGCACUCGUAUAAAUAGCUGACACUUGCCAUUGAAAUAGUCAAUGCGAAAUGGGCUCGAGCACUAGAACCUGGAUCCUACUGGGCCUGAUGGCCGGCGUCGCCACUCUGUCUGGGGCAGCAAACGUUGUCCAAUCGGGUGACCAAAGGAUUAUCCAAAACAAUGGCAACACCUUCCUGUCCAACGGAGCGGGUCAGAUCAUUCGCAGGCCCGAUGGCAAAACCGUCCUGAUCGGAUCCGAUGGUCGCAGCAUCAUCACUGACACCGAUGAGAGCAGCGAGGAGGAUAUCGCCAAUGAGCAUUAUUCCAACAACAACGUCAUCAUCAACGGACAGUCCGGCACCAGCAUUGUCCAGAGCAGUGGACACAACUAUAUCUACGGGGAUGGCAGCCAGGGCAGUUAUAUCACACAGAACGGACGUAGUAUCCGGAUCGUGGAUGGUGGCAUUGAACUGAAUGAAAAUGGACAGAUUUUCAACUUCAAGCCAAAGGGUCCGGGAGUAAAUACCAAGGAGACCGUGGAUAUCAAUGGCCAGCCGGCCCAGGUGGAGUACUCGAAUGGAGAUAUUGUCGUUGAGUUGGCAGAUCACACGGUUAUUGCCAAAAUUGGGGGACGCACCUUCAUGGGCGACCGCUAUUCGUUCGACAAUCGGGAGAAACUGGAGGUCGACGCCCAAAACAUGGCCGCUCGCAUCCAUGAGGAAGUGAAUGCCGAUAUAAAGAAGACCAUGGAGGACCUUCAUGCUUCCCUGCAGAACACCUUCGCUAAUAUACGCUUUUAAAAUCCAGUAAUUGUACAAUAGUCGCUCUCCAAUAAAGCGCAUUACAGCAUUUA